This is a messenger RNA of Dioscorea cayenensis subsp. rotundata (Guinea yam), 1509 nucleotides long. Its product is annotated as AT-hook motif nuclear-localized protein 10-like. Gene Ontology annotation, molecular function: minor groove of adenine-thymine-rich DNA binding. Bases 230 to 1273 code for a protein of 347 amino acids. The record is from RefSeq and is a predicted model, not a curated record. The transcript has 6 exons. NCBI's taxonomy places the organism in Eukaryota, Viridiplantae, Streptophyta, Magnoliopsida, Dioscoreales, Dioscoreaceae.
UCUUCUUUUUCUCUCUUUGUUUUGUCUUAUUGUUCGAGAGCGGCGAGGGUUUGGUGGGGGUUUUCGUGGGAUGGAGGGCUUAUGGGGACCCUAGAAAUCUCUGGAAACGCAAACCCUAGCUCGCAUUCUCGCCGACGGUGGUAGAAAGACUAGGGAAAUUUUCAAAGAAGGAGCUUGAUAGGAGUAGCUGAUAUUGAAGUGGAAUCAGUGGUUAGUGUGGUGUGCAUGUAUGGAUUCCCGGGAGCCGUCCAGAAUGAACUCCUCUGAGCCACCGGGAAUGAUGAUGGGCUCCAACUCAUUUGCAGCUGGAGUUCAGAACAGUUCAAUGGCAAUGCCACCAGGAAUUUCACCAGGGAUGAGGCUCUCAUUCAAUCAUAUGCCUCCUGGGUCAAAGCCCAUGGACUCUACUAGUUCUUUGUACUCUGGAGAUGGCAUGCAAGGCAUGAGGCCAUGUGGCAUGCUGAACAUGAGUGGCGAGCCAAUGAAGAAGAAGAGAGGAAGACCAAGGAAAUAUGGGCCUGAUGGAAGCAUGGCAUUGGCUUUAUCUCCCUUAUCCACUCACUCCAAUAGUCCAAUGACAGAAUCGGGUAAAAAACGUGGCCGCCCUCGAGGUUCUGGAAAGAAGCAACAGCUUGAUGCCUUAGGUUCUGCUGGGAUUGCUUUUACACCACAUGUCAUCACUGUGAAAGCUGGAGAAGAUGUCGCUUCGAAAAUCAUGGCUUUUUCUCAGCAAGGUCCUCGUACAAUAUGCAUUCUUUCAGCAAACGGUGCCAUCUGCAAUGUUACUCUUCGUCAACCAGCAACUUCUGGUGGAACUGUGACUUAUGAGGGACGAUUUGAGAUUCUCUCUCUUUCUGGUUCAUAUUUGCUUACUGAGAACGGCGGCACUCGAAGCAGAACUGGUGGAUUGAGUGUAGCAUUAGCUGGAUCUGAUGGACGUGUUCUCGGUGGUGGAGUAGCUGGAAUGCUCAUGGCUGCAGGCCCAGUGCAGGUAGUAGUAGGCAGUUUUAUUGCCGAGGGGAAGAAGUCAAAGCCUGAACCUCCAAAACACGAUCCUUCCCUCGGUCCACCCCAGUUGUCAGGCUUUGCAGCACCAUCAGCAACCAGCCCUCCAUCUCAGGGGACCUCAAGUGAAUCAUCAGAUGAUGACCCGGGCAGUCCCAUGAACCAUAGCGGCGGAGGAAACAACAAUUCCGGCCAUCAUGUUCACAGUAUGCCAUAUGCCCCGGUCGGAUGGCCACACUCUGCUAAUCCGCUCCGGCAUGACCCAUAGAUGACUUAUGAUUUCCUAACUAACGAGUCAGGCAUUCAGUUUGAGAAUGUGUUGUUUCAUGUGGUGUUGGAAUGAGAGUGAGAAUUUUAGGAGCUAGACCAGUACUUCAUUUAGUAAUUAGUAGGCAGCUAAUGUUAUCCGUUUGUUUCUAAUCAAAAUCCAUGUUUAGUGUGAUAAAUUAUGGUUGAUAACUAAACUAUGUAUUGACCUUUAGUUGUAUCUUUUUAUUAUGGAUA